UUCCAGCAGCCUCUGCCUGUGUCUGGCAGCAGCAGCAUGAAGGCAGUGGGAAACAGAAACACUAUGGCUGCCACUCUGUCUCUUACUCAGCUUUCCAGUGGAAAUCCCAUCUAUGACAAAUAUUAUAGACAGGUCGAUCCAACAGGCAGUGGGCGGGUGGCAGCGGCUGAUGCAGCUUUGUUUCUAAAGAGGUCAGGUUUAGCUGACCUGGUCCUGGGGAAGAUUUGGGAUUUAGCUGACUCAGAACGUAAAGGCUCUCUCAACAAACAGCAAUUCUUUAUAGCCUUGCGGUUGGUGGCCUGUGCUCAGAAUGGCCUGGAGGUGGCACUCAAGAGCCUUAAUGUGGCUGUUCCUCCCCCCAAAUUUCAUGACACAAGCAGUCCAUUAUUAGCAGGGGGAGUAGCAGCUGAUAUUCCCUGGGUUGUCAAGCCGGAGGAGAAAAUGAAGUUUGAUUCCAUCUUUGACAGUUUGGGUCCAGUAGGGGGGAUGCUAACAGGAGAAAAAGUGAAGCCCGUCCUGUUGAACUCCAAACUGCCGGUCGACAUCCUGGGCAGGGUGUGGGAGCUCAGUGACCUUGACAGAGACGGCAUGUUGGACAAGGAUGAAUUUUCUGUGGCCAUGUAUCUGGUGUACAGAGCUCUGGAGGGGGAGCCCGUCCCCAUGUCCCUACCACCUCCCCUGGUUCCGUCCUCCAAGAGGAAAAAGCCCUCAGUGCCUCCUGUGAUGCCCCUGCUACCAUCACCCCCCUCCGUCAAAGACAGUCGCUCCUCCCACGCCGGCUCUAAGACCAUGCCCCACCCCCCUAAACCUGCCCCAGCUCCUGUCCCAACACCAGCGUCCAUCCCUUGGGUGGUGUCUCCAGCAGACAAAGCUAAAUAUGAUGAGCUGUUCAACAAGACCGAUGGGGACAUGGACGGACUGGUGUCUGGACCUGAAGUCAGAGACAUUUUCCUCAAGACUGGGCUUCCAUCAGCCACACUCGCUCGCAUCUGGGAGCUAUGUGACAUUGGAGACAUCGGGAAACUGACCCGAGAACAGUUUGCUUUGGCUCUUCAUCUAAUUCAUCAGAAGCUGACGAAAGGCCUGGACCCUCCGCAGAGCCUCUCCCCAGAGAUGAUCCCCCCCUCCGACAGGCAAAAUAUAAAACAGAACAAUGCAGCCAACCUGGCAGCCGAUUUCUCUGCCAUUAAAGAGCUGGAUUCUCUCAGUAAUGAGAUUGUUGAACUACAAAGGGAGAAGAGCUCCGUGGAAGAGGAGAUCAAGGAGAAAGAGGAGGCCAUCAGACAAAGGAGCAGCGAAGUACAGGAUCUACAAGAUGAAGUGGCAAAAGAGAGUGAGGAGCUGCAGCGACUGCAGACUCAGCGGCAGAAAGUCCAGGACGCCUUGGAGGAGCUGGACCAGCAGAAGGGAACCCUGGAGGAGCAGCUGACACACAUCCGCCAACAAACCAGCCAAGAGACCCAACUGAUCUCAUCGCUACAGUCAGAGCAUGAGGAGCAGGAGCAAAGGAUUUGUCAGUAUGAGGAGGAGCUGGUCCAGGCCCGGGAGGAGCUCCUGGCUCUGCAGGAGGAGAGCAGGAGGCUGCAGGAGAAGGUCCAGGCAGCUCAGGAGCAGCUCACACCUCUACAGGAGUCUGUGCGAGACUCCUUCACACAGGUUGCACAGGUUCAACAGAAACUGAAUGACCUUCAGAUUGAGGAGAGGUCUGUUACUGCUCAGCUCAGCUGGAAGAGAGCUCUGGAGGACAGUUCGCCGGUCAUGGUGAAUGGAUCGAUGGGGCCCACAGCAGACAUGCACCAGGUCGAUCCCUUCCAUCAGGACCUGUUCCAAGAUGACCAGCCCAAAGAGUUGAAGGAGGACGAACCAGCUGCCGUGAGGAAUCUGCAGACAGAACAGUCGGAUCAAAAAGAGGUGGAAGCAGUAAAUGACAGAGAAGAGGAAGAAGAGCAGGAUGAAGAGCAUCCAAAGACUCCAGAGGAAGAAAAGUUGAAACCUGACGCGUUGGAUGAUCUCUUUACUAGUUUAGCCUCGUCUGACAUGUACAAUAGUCUAUCGACACUCUCCAAGCAACGAGAGAACACUGUGAAGGAGAACAGCACACCUACACCUGAUGUGUCCUCAGAGGGUGUAGAUGAUGCAGAAGAGUCUCCUAAAGCCAGCCCACCAAAGGUUGCAUCCCCAGAGCCAGAGAGUAAACCGGAGCCUACAGAGUCACCUGAAACCACCUCCUCCUCAUUGUCCCCUCCUAUGGCCCCUGGCCCUGUGCCGCCCCAAACCAGCCCCCCCACUCUGCCUGAGAUGGACUUCUUCCAUUCAGACCCCUUCACUGACCACGAUCCUUUCAAAGAUGAUCCAUUUGGAAAAGCAGAUGUUGGAGAUCCGUUUGGGGGAGAUCCGUUCAAAGGGACAGACCCAUUUGCUGCAGACUCUUUCUUCACCCAGACUUCUGCUGCCCCGUUUUCCUCAGAUGACCCCUUCUCCUCUGCCUCCACCGACCCAUUUAGCGCCACUACUAACGUACCCGAACCAGACCUGUUCGCAGCCAAGACAAACGACACGGCAGCAGCUGCUCAGGCGGCAGCUGCAGAUCCCUUCACCUCCAAACCCAUGAAUCCGGCUUCAGCAGCCAAAGACCCUUUCAGCUCCACUGGGAACAGCGAGGGAGAUUCGGACCCGUUUGGGGGAAAAAUGAGCUCUGCGGGGGAGGCGGAUCCGUUCAGUUCUCAAGAUGGAAAAACUGACCCAUUCAGCUCUUCUCCACCAAGCUAUGAUCUGGUAGUGAAAGACCCGACAGCAUCCAAUGACCCGUUCGCUCCAGGUGGUACGACAGUGAGUGCCAGCUCUGACCCAGAUCCUUUUGCUGCUGUGUUUGGUAAUGAAUCCUUUGGAGGUUUUGCAGAUUUCAGUGCCUUGGCAAAGUCAAACGGUGCUGAUGAGUUUGGCAUCAACAAUAAGAACCUGUUCCAGGAGGACAGCCAGUCUGCCAGCUCUGAUGUGCCCCCAGCUCUGCCUCCAAAAACGGGUACGCCCACCAGACCCCCACCCCCGCCUCCAGGUAAGAGAUCAUCCAUCUCCAGAACAGAGUCCUCAGACUCCUUCCACCGACGAGGACACUUCAUCCCACAGUCUUCAGGCGACUUCUCCUCUUCUUCCUCCUCCUCCUCCCUGCCCGCCAAGGAUCCUUUAGCUGACCCCUUCGCCCCCUCCUCCCCUCCUCGCCACAGUGUACGGGAAGCUGACCGAUUUGCCAGCUUUGACAAAUAUCCGACAGAGGAGGACAUGAUCGAGUGGGCAAAGCGCGAGAGCGAACGAGAGGAAAAGGAGCGACUGGCCCGACUCACCCAACAGGAACAAGAAGACCUGGAGCUGGCCAUCGCACUCAGCAAGUCUGAACUGUCCUGAGGAACCCCCACCCCCACCAAACCCCCGCUCCUCUUCUUCACUGGCCUGGCCUGGCUUGGCAUGGCACAGCACAGCCUGGCCCCUGACCAGAAAGCACCAAAGCAAAAGUGGGGACUGUACAGGACUGUUUCAGCAGCACCUGCUGACCCCACCAAGAGACUUUUUAAGAAAAACACCCAUCUCUGAAUCUUUGCCCCCCACCCCUCCCCCAGACUGUUAUCACUGCCCGCUGUCAUUGCGGUAUUUUUUGUUUUGCCCAUCGUGGUUGUGGUUUCAUCUGGAGGAGUGGACAUUUUUAAAGAAUGGGUUGUUGAAAAUGAGAUUCAGUGAAUAUGGAUUUGCAGAUUAAGUGUUAAGAUUGUCAUGUUCCCUUUGAUUUGCCCAUGAAAUGCCUCAUUAAUUCCCCCAGAAUGUAAUUUAUUUAAGCAGUGAAAUGGCCUUGAUCAAAAAGCCACAUCUUUAUCUACUAACCAGACUCACUAUGCUUUAUUAAACCUCUCACUAGCUUGUACAUUUCCAUUGACAGUUUACUGGGAUUUUGUUAAAGAUACAGAAUUUUCUAAAGCGUAAACGUCCCUAAAUUUCUGUUAAUAUUAAGUAAUUUGAAAACCAUGUAGUUUCAAACACCAAGAGUACACAGCUCUAACACAGAAUAGGAGUUUUCUUAGUCAGUCUGUUUUUUCUUCUGUAUUAUUGUUAGUUAGUCUUUUUUUUCUUUCAGGACUCAGCUCAAGUUUGUUUUACAUAUUUAACUGGAAGUACUUUGAUAUGUGAAAAUGCAUGUUAGAUUUCUACAAAACCAGAACUCAUCUAUAGUUAUCACGGUCACCUCCAACACCCAUCAUCAUUAUUAGAGUUUCUUUAAUGUCCAGUUUGUAUCUUUACAGUUUUCAAUUGUACUUGCUCUGCCUUUUGUAGGUUCAGUCUAUAUUGCAUAGUUUUAUUUGUCACAGGAUGCUGAAGGGGUUGAGACGCCACUACAUUAAUCACAUGGAGAGACUACAAUAAUUUGCAAUAGCAUUAAAUUUGCAUUAGAAUUGAGAGCACACUACAGUUGGUUGUCUUGAAGGUCCAGUGUGUAAGAUUUACGGGAUUUUAGGAGGAUCUAUUUGCACAAAUGGAAUGGAAUAUUCAUAAUCACAUUUUCAUCUGUGUAUAAGCACACAAAAUGAGAAUUGUUUUUGUUGCCUAGCAAUAAGUUGUUUAGAUCUACAUGGUGUGGGUCCACAAUGUUACGCCACCAUGUUGGUUCAGUAGCUCAGAACUUACUCUUGGUUAUUUUCUGGUUCAUCGCGGCUGGUAUCCAGCGUUAACUGCGUGAACAUUAUUGUCAGCUAUGACUGUGGACAAGAGUUAAUAUGUCCUCAACACAAAAGCUUAGAAUGGAUGAAAGAAACUCUGGCUCUAAUGAGGGACUUGUACAUUUUUGUGAUCACCCUAGGUGAAGGUGGAAGUUAUUCACUUUACAGUCUCCCACUUUAGAUGUCACUAAAUAUCACAUAGUAAAAGCCCUUAUUAUAAAUCCCAGAACACACCAAAUACAUGCUCGAUCCAUCAU
Molecule: messenger RNA, 4960 nt
Organism: Sphaeramia orbicularis (orbiculate cardinalfish)
Lineage: Eukaryota; Metazoa; Chordata; Actinopteri; Kurtiformes; Apogonidae
Gene: eps15
Product: epidermal growth factor receptor pathway substrate 15
Exons: 25
Coding region: 37-3402 (1121 amino acids)
Biological process (GO): endocytosis; endosomal transport
Cellular component (GO): plasma membrane; cytoplasm; clathrin coat of coated pit
Molecular function (GO): cadherin binding; calcium ion binding
Source: RefSeq, a predicted model, not a curated record